Hansenula ciferrii is the source of this 474-nucleotide messenger RNA. Its product is annotated as Eukaryotic translation initiation factor 5A. The transcript has 2 exons. NCBI's taxonomy places the organism in Eukaryota, Fungi, Ascomycota, Saccharomycetes, Phaffomycetales, Wickerhamomycetaceae. Bases 1 to 474 code for a protein of 157 amino acids. Gene Ontology annotation, biological process: positive regulation of translational termination; positive regulation of translational elongation. The record is from RefSeq and is a predicted model, not a curated record. Gene Ontology annotation, molecular function: translation elongation factor activity; ribosome binding; RNA binding.
AUGGCUGAAGAAGAACACGUUUUCGAAACCGCUGAUGCCGGUUCAUCAUUAACCUACCCAAUGCAAUGUUCUGCUUUAAGAAAAAAUGGUUUCGUUGUUAUUAAAAACAGACCAUGUAAAAUUGUUGAUAUGUCAACUUCUAAAACUGGUAAGCAUGGUCAUGCUAAAGUUCAUUUAGUCGCCAUUGAUAUCUUCACUUCAAAAAAAUUAGAAGAUUUAUCUCCAUCAACUCAUAAUAUGGAAGUUCCAAACGUUAGAAGAUCAGAAUAUCAAUUAAUAGAUAUUGAUGAUGGUUUCUUAAGUUUAAUGACUCCAGAUGGUGACACCAAAGAUGAUGUCCGUGUUCCAGAAUCUGAAAUUGGUGAACAAAUCCAAUCUCAAUUCGAUGAAGGUAAAGAUUUAUUAGUUACCAUCAUCUCUGCUAUGGGUGAAGAAGCUCCAAUUGCUGUUAAAGAAGCUCCAAAAGGUUUAUAA